AUGUUUCUUCACCGUGUGUUGUAUGUUCUGGCGUUACUUUUGAGCAUUAUCUCUUUAUGUGUGGCGACUGAUGCUUCUGAAGAGUCUUCAGAUGAUGUUGUUAAUAAUGCUUGCACUCCUGAAAAUGGUCAUCCUGAAAAGUGUGCCAAACCUGCUGAACGUGGCCCUGGUCCUGUUGGUCCUGCUGCCAAAGCAGGUCAAUUGGUUCCUAAUGGUGAAAACGGCGAAAAAGGUGCUGCUGGAGCUUCUGGCAAAGCAGCUGGACCUGGUCCUGCUGAAAAGGCAGAUGAAAAAAGCAAAGACAGCAAUGGUUCUGACGAUAUUAGGGUACAUCAGGGAAAUUCCGCUAAUGCUUCCGGACCUGCUGCUCAAUCUUUACAACGUCAGUCUUCUGAUCAACCAGGUACGCAAGGUCCUGCUGGCCAACAUGGUGAUCGAAGCAACGUUCCUGGUCGUACUGAAAAAGAUCAGGAAGUCAAUAAAGGAAUUCCUUCUGUUAUCACUGUUACUUCUGAAUCUUCUACUUCAGUUCUCACUCCUGAUACUAACCCUUCUGCGGGGACUGACGGUGAGUCUUCAGUUGAUGGCCAAACUGGAGACGAGGGCAACCAUACACCACGUGAGGGUGAAAAUGGAGAUAACAAUGGAACUGCGGCAACACAAUCUUCUGCUGAGUCUCCUAACACUUCCGCCACAGUGAGUGGUGAUGGUUCUGAUACUGCAACACCUGGGAAUGGCACUUCAUCUGCAGGGAGUGAAUCAUCAAAUAACCAACAAAGUGUGGAAACUGCAGAGACAGAUACAAAUACCACCACCACAACAACAACACUUCCUCCUGAACUCACAAACAACAAGAAGGGUGAUGCAGACAGCAGCAGCAGUAUCAACAGUUCUGUGUGGGUGCGUGUACCACUACUGAUUGUGGUUACACUGGCCUGUAUUCUUGNGGGGCUGUGGAGGUGUCGUGCGGGGCCGGCGGUGCGCUGCGUGUACGCCCCGCUGCUGAGAGCGAGUGGCUUACAUGCGGUGCGGGCAGCCGUGUGUCUGCAUGUGGGAAGUACGCAGACCUCUGCCGCCAACGUACCGCAAGAACAGCAAGAACAACAACCAUUGCUACUACUAAUGCUGGACAACCAAAGGCGGUGA
Trypanosoma theileri is the source of this 1146-nucleotide messenger RNA. RefSeq lists its product as uncharacterized. The transcript has a single exon. NCBI's taxonomy places the organism in Eukaryota, Euglenozoa, Kinetoplastea, Trypanosomatida, Trypanosomatidae. The coding region runs from base 1 to 1146 and encodes 381 amino acids. The record is from RefSeq and is a predicted model, not a curated record.